AUGGAGGAGUGCGUUUGCCUCUGUGGUGUGGGCUCUUCGAGGGGAUGUCGGUGUCCUCAGAAGUGCCAGGGCUCAGCUGAGAGGGCAGCGGCUGAAGGCAAGCCAGUCCUGGCAGAAAAGCACCUCGAGGCUGACGCAGCAGCGCGGUGCUGUGCGGGGAGUGGAGGAAUUGCAAGUCCCAAGUCGCCCCCGCACUGCUUGCUGCAGGACCUGCCGGUGGAGAUACUGGUGGAGAUCUUCGCCUCGCUCCCCGGCACCGACCUGCCCAGCCUGGCCCAGAACCUGGAGAUGAUGGGUAUGUCUUACCGAGAAGUCUAUGCGAAGCUGUUCCCAUACAGAAACAUUUUGGGUUUGUGGCAGCUAGAUACUGAGGACUAUAGAACAAUAGUGAAUGUAGUGGUGGACGGUUUAUGCAUUACUGGUUGGAGGUACAAGCCUUCCCUUAACACCCAUGUGGAUGACCCAAUGCAAUUCGAGCCCUCGUUUAGAAUUCGCCUGAGGGAGAGGAAACCAGCCACGGUGGAGUGCAUGGACGACAUGUACUGCUUUUCCAACAGCCGCCACAUGCAGAUUCAGAAGAACAGGUUCAGCAUCCAGUGGAUCAAGAGAGACCACCAAAAGGAUUUAACAACGUGGCUUAGGAAAGAAUGGCGGCUGGUGCUGGAGGACAGACUGCUGUCUGACUGGCUGACCUACCGCCGCCUCUAUCUCCCGCCGAGCCACCCGGACGACCUCAUCAGGCCAGGCCUCUUCCAUGGCAAAUACGAUGGCUUCGGCCCAAUGAUUGCCAUGCUCAGCUUCCAUGGGAAGUAUGCCAGGGUCACCAAGAUCACAGGAGACUCCAUGGGGACAUUAGAGAUCCACCUCAGGCGCCGCAUCCAGCUGCGAGAUGGCGAGAUCUUCCGCAACUUCAACGAGCUCUCCCAUGUGGUCCAGGAGAUUGACGAGCAGGUGAUCUGGGAGCAGCAGCAGCUGCAAGAAGACGUGACUGAGGAAAGCGAGGGCCAUGGCUGGCAGAGCCCUGCCCAGCCCAGCGUCGGGGAGUCUGGGACUGCAGCUUCGGAGGAGCAGACUGUCCCGUUUGUUCUGCCUGUGGGCGGGCGCUCAAGAGACCAGAACUACCCCCGAACCUGCAAGAUGUGUUUCUAUGGCGUUUACAUUGGUCCCUUAGCUCCCUUCGGCUACCCCAGGCGCUACCCUGGAGUCUUCAUCCUGUUGGAUGAGAACCACUUCGAGUUCAUCUGGCUGGAGAAGAAAUACUUCAUCCUGUUCGGCAGAGUCCAGAACACCUUCCAGAAUGUGGAGGCACCAUCCCCGCAGACCUUACUGGAGAUGCUCUCGACAUUAAGUCCAGACCCCUUGGUAGGAGCAGCUUGCAUGCACUUUGAAGAUUUGACCUUCUGA
Molecule: messenger RNA, 1404 nt
Organism: Myotis myotis
Lineage: Eukaryota; Metazoa; Chordata; Mammalia; Chiroptera; Vespertilionidae
Product: F-box only protein 31-like
Exons: 2
Coding region: 1-1404 (467 amino acids)
Source: RefSeq, a predicted model, not a curated record